Gloeophyllum trabeum ATCC 11539 is the source of this 1488-nucleotide messenger RNA. RefSeq lists its product as uncharacterized. The record is from RefSeq and is a predicted model, not a curated record. Lineage: Eukaryota; Fungi; Basidiomycota; Agaricomycetes; Gloeophyllales; Gloeophyllaceae. The transcript is spliced from 6 exons. The coding region runs from base 1 to 1488 and encodes 495 amino acids.
AUGGGCAAAGGGAAUAAAGGUGUUCAAUGUGCUUACUGCCUCAAGUGGGAUAAGCGUAAGAAUCUCCUAGCGUGCAAAGGAUGCCUCGGGGCUUCCUAUUGCGAUAAGACAUGCCAAAAGGCGCACUGGCCAAUGCACCGUAGCCUGUGCAAGUCGAACACAUCGAUCCGUGAGCAGACGGACGGUAUUAUUCUAGAAGUAGCGGAUUCAGGAAAGACUGCUUCGGAGAUUGUUAUAGACAUGAGACGUUGGGCAGACAAACAUCAAGAAGUGCUGUCAUGGGGCCUCACCCAGUCGAUGGAGCUCUUCACUAACCCGUCAAAGGCGCCAGAAACCCGCGGCCUCAUCUACCAUCUGAAGUACAGCCCACUAGACUUCUUCCCCCACAAAACCGCCGAUCUCUUCCAGCUCGAGUCGUGCGAAGUAGCCGACGCGUCGGAAGACCCAAGCGUGGCAGAAUGGGUGCGGACUAUGCGCGACCGGCCAAGUGCGCCUUUCCAGGCGAAGUACGAGGUCUCUGGGCCCGUGGUGUAUAUCCUGGAGUGCGAAGGCGUUGCGCUGACGAAAACCAAUCGGUUCGAGGGCCCUGGCCCGGAUGAACACCGGUUGUUUGUGACCGAUUGGGCAACGCACGUGGUGAGAGUGGUGAACGGAGUGAGCGAGUUCAACUCCUUGUUUUCGCUCAGGGAUGCGUUGCGCUGGGGUCCCGGAACACCGUUUGAUUCGGCUACUGAGUAUGGCGUUGUUGAGUUUGGUGACCUGAACCGUUCUGGCAUCGUCUAUAUCCACGGAGAAAGACGGUCCCUGAUUGAUCAAAAGAAGCAAGGUAACUUCAUGUUCCGGACCAAGAAAGCGCGCCGCAUACCACCACAAGGGAUGGCCCAGAAGUACAUCCCGCCAGGAAGACGAGGCGGGGUAAAGUCACCUUCUUUCCCUUCAACAGCAAUCUAUUCACGAGAAGAGGUGGCUCGCUGCAUUCCAGGAGAAAGUGCCCAUACGUUCUGUCGUGAAGCUUUAGAUCCAACUCGGGCGGAUAGCCAAGCCCCGCCGAGUAUGGAUGAUGGGACGCAUUGCGAGGUGGAGGGGGAGAAGCAUCUCUCGUUGUUCUCCAGCCAGUUUUGUCGCAUCAUGGUCUACAAGGGAGGCCACGUCAACCCGCCCUGCGAGCUAUGGACUCGAAGCAAUAUCGGUGCCCUGGAUGUCAAUGUGGGCAAACCCAUUCCAUUAUUUGAAGAAUUCCCUUCCACUGGAAAGACGAGAUUCGAAUUCAAAGGAUGGUACGAAAUUGUCCGCUGGACAGUCUUCAAAGGUGGGAGUCCGGAGAUAGUGGAGUUCAUGCAGCGGAGGGGGGAUAGCAAGCGGUCGAAGGAUGCUUGGAGAUGGAGGGAAGCUCUCGGUUCCAGCUGGGCGAAGGUGGAAGUUGUGCCGGUCCAUGAUGAUGCCCUCGGUAAUCCGAUGCAGAGGGUGGCCACUUCUCAGGCGGCGUGA